CUGGCUCUUACAGUGGUCCAUCGACCUGUGUGGUCCCUUUUGAAGAUCCUUGGAUCACGUGCAGGCACCCGUCAACCUGCACUAGUACUGCGGUUGUGACCUUCAUCUUACUAGUACUACUACACGGAAGACCAAGAACAAGCAAAGUUAAAAUCAAUUGAGAAGGCACCUAAUUCAGAUUCUCAAUCAAUCUAAAGCUAUUUGCUUCAAGAACAUUAGUUUCUGCAGUAUUCGUCAUCCUCCCAACGUCGACUGAUUUUUCCUUUCUGCUUUUGUUUCUCAUCCAUUUUCUUCGCCUUGACACUGAGAACCAAAAAGAGGAAACGCUGUCACGAAGAUGUCGUAUUGCAUGACCGGUGAAAAGUUUCGCGAAGAAGCGUCUCGUCGCGGAUGGAUUGCCAAAAAGGGCAACGGGAGUGGCGCUCACAGUGUCGCGACUAAUGAACAUGGCGAGCAAGUUGAGCAUUGGGAAUGCCGCGAUGGAACGAAUACCAUCAAAAGUAGUCUGGAUCACCCGAGGUGGCACAAGGACACGCAUCACAAUAAAGAUUGUAUCCGAAAGGGGCUGACAGAUGAUGAGGUAGAGUCUUGAUUGUCUGCUUCAAUGACCUUGUUCUGGAGCGAUAAACAUAAAACGAGCCAAAAACCAAUGUGAAUGUUGUGACUGUAUUGUCGAGCGCGCUCGCUCCGAGGACGUAGCUAUUCUUGAAACCGCAGUUGUAGAUUCAAUUGAACAUGAAAGAGGACCCAAUGGAGAUUGGUACGAUUCAUGAAAGUGCAGGUUCUCGAAGUUCUGAAUAAUCCCCGUGCGCACACCGGAAAGGGGAAGGUCCUUUGGAAGAAGGACGAAAAAGGCCGAGCAGUUGAUAAUGACCAGCUCGUAGAGCUGCUCCAGCAACUUAAUAUCGAGGAGGAUUCGCACAGUGAUGAAGGCGGGCGCGGGUAUGUGGAGCAAUACGAAAGCGCCGCGAACGACGGCCGCUACCAUGCCGAUGCAGGGUGCAUUGGCGGGAGCAACUGUGGUACAACUGAGGUCUACUACUACCAUGAGGGCGGGCGUGGCGAUCAUGGAGACGGUGGACAUGGGGGUUGCCACGACGAGCAGUGGGGCGACUACGAGAACGACGACAACUGUCACUAUGAUGAUUACAACGAGGAGGGCGACUAUGACGCCGGCUGCGGGUCUGACUAAGGCCACGGAAAUCAAUACAGCAAUGCCAUGAAGAACGAGUAGAUGGCGAGACAAAGCAAUUUAUUAAUCAAGCUACAACUGACAAUCAAAGCAGAUGGCACACCCACAGUUUCAUUAACAUUAUCUCUGACUCAGACUCAGACAUUCUCUGUGAAAAUAACCUUUGCCCCUUCCAUUACCGCAGACCAUCACACGCUGACAGAAAC
This is a messenger RNA of Amoebophrya sp. A120, 1398 nucleotides long. Lineage: Eukaryota; Dinophyceae; Syndiniales; Amoebophryaceae. The record is from the annotation of a GenBank genome assembly.